Molecule: messenger RNA, 1940 nt
Organism: Acipenser ruthenus (sterlet)
Lineage: Eukaryota; Metazoa; Chordata; Actinopteri; Acipenseriformes; Acipenseridae
Product: DNA polymerase beta
Exons: 12
Coding region: 199-1014 (271 amino acids)
Biological process (GO): double-strand break repair via nonhomologous end joining
Cellular component (GO): nucleus
Molecular function (GO): DNA-directed DNA polymerase activity; DNA binding
Source: RefSeq, a predicted model, not a curated record
ACCCCUCUAUACACAGACUAGCCGUGCGUCACAAUGUGCGCGAUGAUGCAAUCACGCAGUGCGUCGGGUUGAGCUCCACCCCCUGCAGUACAGCGACUGAUUAGGUAUUGUGUGCGGGUCGUUUCUAAUUUGGUUCCGUGCUGGAAAUACUGUGUGUUUUUUAAUAUUUAUAUAAAAAAAUACACGACACAGGGCAAGAUGAGCAAGCGAAAAGCCCCGCAGGAGAGUCCGAACGAAGGCAUUACUGAUUUUCUGACAGAGUUGGCCAAUUACGAGCGGAAUGUGAACCGAGCGAUCCACAAGUACAACGCGUACAGGAAAGCUGCGUCCGUUAUCUCCAAGUACCCGGACAAGAUAAAGAACGGAAACGAAGCGAAGAAGCUGGAUGGUGUUGGUGCGAAGAUAGCAGAGAAGAUUGAUGAGUUUCUGUCCACCGGGAAGCUCCGGAAAAUCGAGAAGAUCCGCAGUGAUGACACCAGCUCUUCAAUCAACUUCCUCACCAGAGUGACAGGCAUUGGGCCCGCUGCAGCACGGAAGUUUGUGGAGGAGGGAGUGAAGACCCUGGAUGAUCUGAAGAAGAUUGAACACAAGCUCAACCAUCAUCAGCAGAUUGGCCUCAAGUACUUUGAGGAUUUUGAAAAGAGGAUCCCCAGAGCUGAGAUGCUGAAGAUGCAGGACCUCAUUCUGAGCGAGCUGGAGACGCUGGAUCCAGAGUACAUCGGCACCGUCUGCGGGAGCUUCAGGAGAGGUGCAGAGUCAAGUGGUGAUAUUGAUAUUCUUCUCACCCAUCCCAACUUCACCUCGGAGUCGACUAAACAGCCCAAGCUGCUGCAUGCGGUCGUGGAUCACCUGCAAGGGACCGGCUUCAUCACUGACACUCUGUCCAAGGGGGAGGCCAAGUUCAUGGACCCCCAUUAUAGAGGUAAGAUACCUCUGAUUAAACUAAUAGACCUGAGCCCUGAAGGCAUGAGAGGGGCAAGGGGGAGCAACAGCUGCUGUGCUGAAUCCAAAUAAGAGAGUCCUUCCCUUCCACCACAUCCUUCAAUAUGAAUCGCAGCCCAGCAAGCCAGACAUGGCCCAGAAGCUGUGUGCUAUACCCUGGAGAAGCACAGAGUCCCCAAGAAGGAACGGCAGCUCACCCCACCAUUGCUGUUCAGUUAAGGAUGAAGACGUUGCUUUAGGAAAAUGAAACAGCGACGUCUUUGAACAGAACUGCAUGCAUAGCUCGCUGUCAGUAAACGCUGGAUGCAGAUUCAUUUUUAUGGUGGGAGAGUGUUUAAGGGACACGUUUAGAAGCAGCUGGCUCCAGUAUUGGUCAAACACAUGUAAUGCUUCCUAAUUGCAGGGUUCUUAAACGCAGCCCAUGUGUUUCGCUCUCGCUCCCUCUCUCUCGACCAGCACUGCUGACAAGUUUCAUUGUCUGUAAAUGUAACGGCAGCAGCAGCUUCGUCCACAGGCAGUCCUGGCCAGGCUUCGUUUAGAACGAGGCUCAGUGAAAUGGCUAGGUUAUGGGUGAAGGUAGUAAUUUUUGUUGACGUUUUAAGUAUAGCUUGUUAAUGAUUGAUAUACUGUCCUCCUGUGCUAGCAGUGGGAACUGGAAAACCAGCCGCAGUAACUUUAGGGAUCAGCUUGCAAUAAUACCCCUCAGUCACAGAGUUCCCCUUUUAUUUUGAAGUCCCGCCCCAUCGAAGGCCCUGUCAGCUUGUAAUUCUGUUUGCGUGUCGUAACCCUGCGGUUCUGUAUCGCUUUCCUGUCUCUGGAUCAUCUCGCGGCGCUUGUGACGUGGACCAGUGUUUACUCCGAGAAGGAUUACAAUAUUGAGGUGAAGAAGCCAUUGUAAAAACAUACAGAAUUACCCAACCCUGGCUCUAAUUAUAGACACGACUUUUCUAAUGCAUUCAAGUCUUUUUGACAUCUCAUAUGUGCAGGUACUGCUAAGC